AUGUUUUCGGGAGUGGUAUUCGUCGUUAAUCAUGGCUGCGAUGACGACAGUGACGAAGAAAACGUUAUGGAUUUGGUGGCACAUCAAAGAAGACUACGCAAGGAAGUAGAUCCUCUUGAAUUACCGGAAAAAACAUUUAUUCUAAAUUUCAGGGUUUCAAAGGCGCUCUUCCUUGAAUUAGAUGGUUUGAUAGCCGAUUCGAUUGCCCCGAAGCACAAUCGGGGGCUUUCUCCCCGAGUAAAAUUGGCUGCAACUUUGAGAUUCUUAGCUCAAGGUUCAUACCAGCAAAGUGUGGCCAAUGAUUUUGCUGUUCCAAUCGGGCAAUCGACAUUUUUGAAAGUAUUGGAACAAACUUUGAAUGUGUUGGAAUCCAAGCUGGCACACCUCAUAUCGCUAGAAAUGACGGAAGAUGAGAAAUCAGAGGCACGGAGAUAUUUUUUUGAAAAAAUGGGUAUACCAGGUGUAGUUAUGUGUGUCGACGGGUCGCAUAUAAAAAUAAUACCUCCGCAUGAAGAUCCCGUUUUGUAUUAUAAUCGCAAAGGAUUUUACAGCCUUAAUGCGUUAAUGAUUUGUGACCACAGCAAAAAAAUUCGAUAUGUAAAUGCGAGGUUCAGUGGAUCGAACCACGAUUCGUUUAUUUUUAAUAAUAGCACGUGCAUGGGUUUCUUUGAAGACAAGUGGAGAAAUGGCGAGAGAAUGUUUAAGCUAUUAGGUGACUCUGCAUAUGCUUCAAAGCCAUGGCUUAUAAAGCCGUUUAGAAAUCCGGAUCCCGACACGCCCGAAUCAUCGUUCAAUUUGAAGCACUCUAGAGGGCGUUCAAUAAUUGAACAAACUUUUGGAUCGCUGAAAAAUAGAUUUAGGUGCAUACUGGGUGCGCGACAGCUUCAUUAUGCUCCACCGAAGUGUGUCAAAAUAGUGAAUGUAUGCUGUGCGCUGCACAAUUUAUGCAUUCGUGCAGGAUUACCCGAAAUUGAAGAUUAG
Anopheles coustani is the source of this 981-nucleotide messenger RNA. RefSeq names its product putative nuclease HARBI1. The record is from RefSeq and is a predicted model, not a curated record. NCBI's taxonomy places the organism in Eukaryota, Metazoa, Arthropoda, Insecta, Diptera, Culicidae. Bases 1 to 981 code for a protein of 326 amino acids. The transcript is spliced from 4 exons.